Molecule: messenger RNA, 1043 nt
Organism: Capsicum annuum
Lineage: Eukaryota; Viridiplantae; Streptophyta; Magnoliopsida; Solanales; Solanaceae
Product: F-box/kelch-repeat protein At3g18720-like
Source: RefSeq, a predicted model, not a curated record
UUGGUCCGAACUCUCAUCCGUAAGCGUCUGAAUUUGAUGGAAGACUAUCUAAAUUUCGGCAUUGUUUGCAAAUCCUGGCACUCUGUACCCACCAAAAGCAAUUUCACUAGUGACCUGCCUAGAAUUCCAUGGCUGAUGUUACCUGAAGAGGAAAAGGAUAAAAGCUGUCGAAAAUUCUAUAGCCUCUAUACUGGCAUGAUUUUGAAUAAGAGGAUUCCUAAGGCCGUUGGGAAGCGAUGUAUGGAGUCUAUGGGAUGGCUUAUCACAGUAGGUGAAGAAGAGGGUGAAAUUAGUUUACUACAUCCUUUCUCUGGCGUUCAGAUUGAAUUACCUCUUCAAAAUACUACAGAAUAUUAUGACAAUGUAAAAACUGAAUGUCCAAGUGUGUUUAUUCGUAAGGCGGUUUUGUCUGCUAGUGCCUCUCACACAUCGAACUUUGUUCUCAUGGUCAUUGAGGGAGAUACGAGAAUGCUCAGUUUUUGGCGACUUGGGGAUUCAAGAUGGACUCGAAUUCGUUGGGUUCCAUUUCCUUAUCGUUGGUUUGUUGAUAUGGUAUAUCUUAGUGGCUUCUUUUAUGCAGUCAAAAUUCAUGGUGAGGUCCUAGUCUGUGAUGUUGCUGAUCCUGAACCCUUUAAACCAAGUCAUGUCGUGUUGAAUCUACCAGUUGGUCCUCGAAACCAUUUAGCUAACGUAUACAUACUAGAAUCACUAGGAUCAUUAUUUGUAGUUAUGCGAUAUGGCGUUUAUCUAUCGCCUGUCAAUGAUGAUUCUGACAGGACGAGGCUUCCGUUGAUGCACAUUCCAUGUGAACGCGAGAAGGAGCUCGAGGAGGAGGAAGAGAUAAGAUAUGGUAGAAGAGCUUUUCGAGUUUUUCAUGUCGGUUUAACUGCUGAUGACAAAGUAAAUGUUAACAUUGAUACUGGCCACUUAGUGCUGGGUCACCUUGAAUAAUAGAAGCAGCCAUUUGUUUUUUUAUAGUACUUUGUAAAUACAUGGUUUGUAAAAAAAAAACAUACGGAAAUAAUAUUUUUCACUUUACUUUC